Messenger RNA from Gryllus bimaculatus (two-spotted cricket), 5312 nucleotides. The record is from the annotation of a GenBank genome assembly. NCBI's taxonomy places the organism in Eukaryota, Metazoa, Arthropoda, Insecta, Orthoptera, Gryllidae.
GUGCAAAGACCACUUCUGCCACUGCGCCACCACCAUCCAACAAGACCUCUCCAGUGACGCGGACCAAAGAGCGGGAGCGUCGGGGAGUGUCGACCACUGGGGGACGCAAAAAGCCCGGGAAGAAGGCUUAAGUGCUGUGCUCAUCUCUCCUACGCACGCACGGACAAUCUGCUUGAGGCACAGACAGGUGGCAGAGCAGCAACAGGCAUAUCUUCUGUCUUCACAGUGACCAGGGAACAGUUCUCUGCUCUCUGGGUGCGGCAGGGGCUGUUCUCAGGAUGAAUGUUCAGAAUUUUAUACUGACCACAAAAUGGAACAGUGUUUGAUGGGGCCUGGAGAUUGGAAAAGUAACAUUCUUUUAUAAAAAUAUAUAAAGGAAGAUGUGCUGAUAAAUAGUUCAUAAGUUGGCUGACUGUUCUGUCUAAAGAAAAGGCAAAAAUCAGUUUUUUGGUGGCAAAAUGUACCCUGGUCCAACACAAGUUUUGGGAACCUCUGCGAGCGCAUAAACGCAUAUUGCUCGUCGUGAACACUGAGCUUGGUGAUGAGCUGCCUGGACACAGUGAAACCCGUUGUAGAAUUUCAUACAUAACAGUACCUAUUGGAUGUCUUUGUCAUUUUUCUGCUGUCUCGAGGCUGAGAAGCGGAAGCAACAGUUUUUUCUUGGAGUUGUGUUCACGGUGAAUGUAUUUUACCAUGUUCAAUUAGAACAAACUUAACAUUACGAAGUUGUCCUUGCCACACGGUUCUGUCUGUCUGUCUGUUGUGUUGAUGUGCGAAAUGACCUGUUCCCAGGAGGCAUAGGUAGUCUUUGAAUAUUUUGAUAGGUUUACUGCAGGAGACAGUAACAUACAAAUUAUUUUCAUCACAGACAUUACAGUUUUUAUCGUACUCUUGACACUCACCUUAUACAUGAUGAAAAUUUAAGGAUUUUAAUGACUUUUUACAUUUUCUUUAUAUUGUCCCUAGUGCACUUCCAUCUUUUCGUUGGGGCUCAUUUUGUAUUUUUCUCCAAGUUUCUGUUGACUGAUGGGAGAGCACUAGUGCAAACGCAACGAGGUAUCGCUCGUGUACUAUUAUGAUACCAUACACCAAAAGUAUUGUCAGAGUUUGCAAAGUGUGUAGGUUAUAGUUUAUUGUAUUCCCCCUCUGUUCUGUGAAUAGUGCAGCACUGGUACCAUGUGUGAAAAGCUAUUCUUUUAUAUAACUAGAACUUGUAGUUGAGGAUUGGGUCUGUGGGCAGUGCGGGACGAAGAGGCAUUUACGAGAUUUUUUCUUUUCUUUUCUUUUCUUUCCAUAUGUAAAAUUUGGGAAUUGAUAUAUUUUAUUGCAAUCCUUAUAAUAAGAAAAAGAAUUAUGUUUUAAGAGAUACAUUUUAGAAAUGUUAUUAUUACUGUGCGUAUGAAACAAGCACAUUUCACGAUUGUCUUAAGUCUUUAUAGAAAAGUGUUAUUGUUCUCCAGAGCCUGAAAGGAGGAACAAAAUUAUGAUCACAUCAGCCCUGUUCUUUACACAAGUAGAAUGUAUUUUAGGUAGAGCUGAAUAACACAGACAUUGUAGAAUGUGCCAUGUUUCUUAAUAAAUCACUUUUAGAAAGGAAUCAAGGUCCUUACAGAAUGAGACUCCAGAGCUCGAAUGCCCCGAUGCGCCAACACAGAUCAAAAUUGCAUUAAGAGGGUUAUUUUGUCUCUACUACUGUGUAGUAACAAUGGUGUGUGAAGUGUGUGUAUGUGCGAGUGCAAGAAACAAAGCUAAAUGUUGCAGAUGGAAGUUCUCUUUUAGUUGAAUAGGGAUGUUUUAGUGUAGAUGGAAAUAGGAACACCAUUUCUUUUUGUAUCAUGUUGUAUUGAGUGAAUCUCUGUUUGUGAAUGUAAGAAUAUGUUGAAUUUUGUAUUGAGCAUUUAAUGUGGCCAAUAUUCAUAUAAAUUUGUGAAAGUAUCAAUUUUCACUGGGGAAGUUGUAUGUAUAUAUAGUAUUUCUAACUCUUUGACUGGGGAAGGCAGUGAUCUACUUAAACCAGUACAAAUGUGUGCAUAUAUUACAGAAGAAUAAAAAGAGGGCAGAUGGUCUUUGGAUAGUGCUGCACCCAAGGCUGGCCUUUAUCAACUUCAUUAACAUACUUUUAAUUGCAUAUUUUUACUGAAAUUUGGGAAGGAUGAAUUUCAAAGAAAACUGCUUCACAGUUGUGGCAACAUUUUGGUUUUUCUUUGUGUGGUUUUGUUGCAGGGAAUUCAAAUUACAUUAAUAAUGUACGAGGGGGGGGGGAUAUAUAUUUAUAUGUAUAAGAUAUUCAAUCUAUGCUCAGGAAAGUGUGUUAAUGACGUUCUAUGAAGGGUCAUUGUGUAUAUGCUUCCAAAUAUCUUGUGCACAUUCUUUUUGUUUUUGUGAUGUAAGGGGAUGUCUUAUUAACUUGCAAUUAAGUUGCAAAUUUGUUUAUAUUUGCAACAUCAUGGAGGGAAAGGUUUAUAGUAUACAACAGAUUGUCCUUGAUCAUAGAUUUAAUUGAAUGAAAAUGUUUUCUUUUUGUGGAAUUAUUUCUUGUUUUUCUAUUUGUGUUAGAUUCAUGUCUUCACUUUAUUUUAAAAGUUUUGUUUGCAAGAUUUUGGCGUGUUUUUGAAGAAAAGAAAGAAGAAAAAAGAAAUUACCCUCGUGCAGUUAUAAAAAUUUUCCAACUCAUAUUUCAGCAUUUAAUAAUCUUUACAUCUUAAAUCUUUGUCAUUUAGAACAAAUAAAUUAGAGUUCAGAAUGUUUGCAUGGCAGACAGAACUAAUUGCACGUCAUUGCUGUUGCUGAAUGGAAAUUCUACUGAUCCUAAGAAUUUAUGGUGAGUGACAUGAGGACUUGAGUCUCAUUCUGACAUGUGGACGGAGUGUUCUUAUAUUAUACAUAUAGAGCAAUUGCCCACUUCUGUUUCAUUUACUCCCACAUGGGUUGCCACUCAUGAAUUCCAAUCAUAUUGAAAUAAUUUGAGGAGGUAGGUUAAUUUGACUUAUUUCCUUCCAGCUUUGCAGUAGUUGUGUAAGGGAACAAAUAUUGAUCCAAUUUCUUUUUGCAGUUUUUGUUUUUGUGUGAUAUUCAUGCUCUUUAGUGAUGUGGUAAUUUAUGAAAUACUUUUUCAUGUUAGCAAUUGGUAAUAUGAAAAUAACAUUUUCAGAACUCAUAAUUUGCAUGAGUAAAGUUUUCUCCAAAAGUAGCAAUAAGAUAAUCAAGAAAAUAGAAUUUACGUCUAUAGCCAUGUUGCAGAUUUAUAUGUAUAGUAUAAAGUACACAUAACUUGGACAAUGUGUCAAUUCAAUAUUUAAUAUUUUAACAAGCCCCAAGAAAACAUUGGAGUCUCAAAAAGUCCUUGUUUAUCCAAGUUCAUAUUUGUUGGGUCAGUGAAGAUACAGUUUCUAAGCUCGCAUCACCUUAGCAGUUGCUUCAUCCAUAAGUUUUUACGAAGCCUAGUUAUUUUGUAAAUGUAAAGGAAUUUUUAAAAAAAAUGUAAUUCUAUUAUCUUUUAAAUACAAAGCACUAUUUAACAUUGUACAUUUUUGUGUGCAUGUUUUCUCAGUGUCAAUCAAAAUUUUUUUUUUUACCCUCUGCAUAAUUUACUAUAGUAGGGAGUCCAUCAAUAACAUAAAAAGGGACCAAGUGACCUACUUUGGCUGUUUCUGCUGCUUCGGCUGGGCUGGCUGUGGAGAGCCGGGCUGCCUGUUCCUCAGCAGUCUUUCUUCCUCCAACCUCUUUUAACCCUUACUGCAACUCCUGAGGUGAUGGGUGCAGGUGACAAGGGAACUCAGUAGAACUUUGUUAUCCGUGUCUCCAGCCCCCACACUUUACCUGUGCGAUAGGUAAUUUUCUCGCAAUUUCUAAACAAUUAACAUUGUAAAUUAAUAGCAUUCUUUUAAAAUUGUGUGUUGUGGGGGGAGGGGUGCUUUUUAAAUGUGAAAUUUAAUGCACCGAGGAAUUUGUAACCUGUUAUUUCUGAACUUUUUGCUUGCGUGCAUUUAAAUUUUUAGACCAGAUAAUUAAGGUUCUACUGUGCUUCAAAAUAUCAGAACAUAUUUCUCCAGACUAAAAAAAAAUGUACCUUCUUGUUUGUUUCCAAGGUCAGCAGUUGCUUUCAAACAUUUGAACAGCCAUUAGCAUGAACUUUAUGGCUGCACAGGAUCAAACUAUUUUUGUAUACUGACAUGGAAAGUCUGCCUUACCGAUAACAUAGCUAAGGGAAUCAGUGUCUUUUGUAUUGUGGGCUGGCAACACCAGUGGCGCCGCAUUGCGGCUGCCCAGUCUGUAACAUACUAUGCAAGCUGCAAUCUUCCCUGUACAGCCAUGUGGCACUAGUGUAGCAACUGGUCUAUGGAUAGUGUUUUGCCUUAACUGACUUGAAUUACCUGUUAUAUGUACUGGAAAUGUUACUCCCAUGCAAUAUUAAGACACUAUGGAAGUACAAAUAUGUGUUGUCUUUGUAGUCUCUCCAGUGGCGUAGCAGAAUAUAAUCUCUUUCUGUAAGAUAUGCCGAGAUAAUUACAAAUAACAAUUACAUUUUCUAUUUAAUAAUAUGCAUGGAUAUUUUCAUUCACAAGAGUAAAGGCAAAAUAGCACACUAAAGUGUGGUUGAAAAGAAUUUCUUGGACUCCUGUUCUCAGUUCCCUAGCAGCAACUGCCUCAAAACUGUUGCGCCACUGACAGGCUUUCUGCCAGUGCAACUGCACCUCCACUCUCAUCCCACUCCCUAACCACACCUUUUUCUUUGCUGCUUCUCAUGGGGAAACAGAAACCUCUCCACUCUUGAUUAGCAACAGUUAAAUUGAAACCUAUUCCCAAUUCAUCAGCCACACACUUGUUACUAUAUUGCAGCUUUGUGAGCGUAAGUCCCAUUCCUCAGAGUUAAAGAAGAGGUGAUUAAAAACACCUCUAGAAAGUCUUAAUAAUGGCAACAGAUUUAAUUAACAUUUGUAUAUAAAAAAUUAAGAGAAAAGGAGAAUGAAAGAAUAUAGUAAAAUCUUGGAUAACCAAGUUUGAGAUGAUGAAUUGCAACCAAUUCAGGAGGGGGGGGGGGGCGGUAAAUCAAAUUAUAAAUUGCAAAACUACUCUGGAACCGUAUAAGCCAUAGAAACCAAUAUGUUCAGCAUGCUGAAGGUAGAACAAAUUUGUCAAUUUUUCUUAUGCAAUCAAAGCUUCAAUCACAAGAAUAAGAGAAUAUUAAAUUAUACAACUGAUUGUAAAACCAGUUCACAAAUACUAUUAAAACGAAAGUAGGGCACAACCCCUAAACUGAAAAAAUGUUUCUGAAGGGGGAGAAAGUACAAUAUGUAUGGGAUAUAUAUAUA